AUGGCGUACCGCGUCCUGAUCGCGCAGUUCAUGCAUGAGACGAACACCUUCAGCAAACUGAAGACCACGCUGGAGGACUACCGCAAGCGCUGGCUGAUCGAGGGCGAGGCAAUGGUGCCGCGUUUCACCGGGACGAAGAACGAGGUCGGCGGCUACAUCGAUUCGGUGAAGAAGUACGGCUGGGAACCGGUCUGGGCCGCCGCCGCAAACGCGACGCCCUCGGGCAAGCUCACCCGGGAGACCUGGGAGCAUAUUCGCGACCUGAUCCUCGGGGCGGCGAAGAAGGCGGGCAAGCUCGACGCGAUCUGCCUCUCGCUGCACGGCGCGGCCGUGACGGAGACGGAGGACGAUGCCGAAGGUGCGCUGCUCGGCGCCCUGCGCGCCAUCGUCGGGCCGGACAUUCCCAUCGUCGCCACGCUCGACCUCCAUGCCAACGCCACGGCGACGAUGGCGCGCCACGCCAAUGCGCUGGUGAGCUACCGGACCUAUCCGCAUAUCGACGGCUACGAGCGCGCGGUGCAGGCGGCGGCGCUGGUCCAGGAGGCGCUGGACGGCAAGAAGAAGCCCAGGUGCCUGCUGGUGCAGCCCGCCAUGCUGCAGGGCGCGGAUUCCGGCAAGACAACCCAGCCCGGCCUGAUGCGCGACCUGCUGGCCAAAGCCAACGCCUUCGAGAAGGAGCCGGGCAUCAACGUCGUCAGCGUCCAGGCGGGCUUCACCUGGGCCGACAUUCCCUAUACCGGCCCGUCGAUCGCGGGGCCGUUCGUCGGCAUGGAGCCGGGGCCGCACGGGGCCGGAGCCAGGCUGCUCGACGAGAUCAUGGCGCACUUCACGGAGCGUCGCUUCUGCUACGCCCAUGAAUGGACCGAGGGCGAUCUCCUGAUCUGGGACAAUCGCUGCCUCGUCCAUGCCGCCACCUGGUUCGACGGCGACCGCGAGGGCCGCCUGAUGUGGCGCACGACGGUUCACGGCAAUCCCGGCGCCUACUAUGCCGGGGAGAAGAAGAGCUGGAUUCCCGCCGCGGCGGAAUGA
Messenger RNA from Ostertagia ostertagi, 1029 nucleotides. Lineage: Eukaryota; Metazoa; Nematoda; Chromadorea; Rhabditida; Trichostrongylidae. The record is from the annotation of a GenBank genome assembly.